Trichomycterus rosablanca is the source of this 1857-nucleotide messenger RNA. RefSeq names its product high affinity cGMP-specific 3',5'-cyclic phosphodiesterase 9A. Bases 1 to 1611 code for a protein of 536 amino acids. Gene Ontology annotation, biological process: cGMP catabolic process; signal transduction. The record is from RefSeq and is a predicted model, not a curated record. Gene Ontology annotation, molecular function: 3',5'-cyclic-GMP phosphodiesterase activity. Lineage: Eukaryota; Metazoa; Chordata; Actinopteri; Siluriformes; Trichomycteridae. The transcript is spliced from 14 exons.
AUGGAAACUAAAAUCAUUUAUUUUACAGUAAAUGGAAGACCAGAGCGGGCUGAAUUUCCUAUCGACUGUCCUGCUCAAGAUGUCAAAGACCUGUUCCGAUCUGCAGCUGAAGCUGGCCCACAUGAUAUCCUGAAGCUCUACAACCCCAAUGGCAACAUCAUUAAUAUCUCUACACAGCUGACUCCCAACACUCCUCAGUCAUGCUACAAGCUGGAGGUGGUUGCUGCUGACUGCAACAGUGAGCCAUUAGGUACAGAGCUAGCAGUGGCCCUUGGCUUUGAUCUCUCCUCCAUGGAGAAAAGGUUACAAAGCCUAGAAAAGAAGAUUUGUAUUGAAGCUGGCAAAACUCCAGGAAUUGUUUAUGAGAUGAAGCAACAGGUGGAGUCAUUCAGAGAAAAACUUGAGAGUGUGGAGCACCUGAGCUGGCUGGGUCUGUUUAAGGAAAUGUCUAAGGGUACCCACAAACCCUCACCGUUCUACCAUAAGAGAACACUGCGCAAGACGAGAGAAGAGUGUGAACUUGUGAAAGAAAAGUUCCUCCAAAUGAGUUCCUUGGAGGUUUCUGAGGAGGUGAGACAAUACCUAAAGACCCCUACCUUUGAUAACUGGCAGUGGGAGGAUGCUGAGAUUAUGGUGUUGCUACAGGUGAUGUACACAGACCUGGACUUUAUCUCUGCUUUUAACAUAGAGCUGGAUGUGCUGCAGCAGUUUCUUUAUGAGGUCUACAAACGCUACAACAACAUCCCGUUUCACAACUUUAAGCACUGCUUCUGUGUUACUCAAAUGAUGUAUGGCCUUAUAUGGCUAACAGAUCUGAGGAGUAAGAUUGACAGCAUUGAUCUCUUAAUCAUGUUGACCUCAGCUGUGUGUCAUGAUCUUGACCACACUGGCUACAACAAUGCCUACCAGAUAAAUGCUCGCACUGAACUCGCCUUGAGGUACAAUGACAUUUCACCAUUGGAGAAUCAUCACUGUGCAGUAGCAUUUGAGAUUCUGGAGAAGACUGACAGCAACAUCUUCCGGAACCUGACAACAGAUCAAUACAAGAGGAUAAGAGAAGGCAUAAUUAAGUGCGUCCUUGCUACAGACAUGAGCAGGCACACUGAAAUUCUCAACAAGUUUAAAAGCAUUCUGUCUCAGUUUGACUUCAGCAACAAGGACCACAGAGAUGUGCUUAUGAUGAUCAUGAUUAAAGUGAGUGACAUUUCGAAUGAAGCGAGGCCUAUGGAUGUGGCUGAGCCCUGGCUGGACUGCUUGUUGCAGGAGUUUUUCAACCAGAGUGACAUGGAAAAGCUAGAGGGGCUUCCUGUCACACCAUUUAUGGAUCGGGACAAGGUUACCAAGCCCUCCUCUCAGACUGGCUUUAUUCGUUUUGUCCUGUUUCCACUCUUCAUUGAGCUGGCCAAUCUCUUCCCCUGUCUCGAGCAACACAUAAUUGACCCUGUUAGAAAAGCCCUGGAUUACUACACGGAAAUGGAAAAGGCAUUUGAGAGGGAGAAGCAGAAUCAGACCCAGAAUGAAAAAAUAACCAAACCUGAUGAGAGGGCAAGGUCAAACCAAUCUGAGCCUUUAGCAGAGCCAGGACAAACACUAAAAUCAAGCUCGGUGUGAACAAAGUUUCUCAGAAAUAGUGAUGUUGUAUGAGCAUCUCCAAGAGGUUCAGAAGACAAGCAGACCCCUGAAGACAAGGAUACAAUAAAAGCAAACUUAUUUUUGGUUGAAGUGUGUUAAUUUAAAAAUCAUGUUUUGCUGUCAGUUUUCUUUAUAUUUGUUAGUGAUUGACUUAAAUAGUUCAAUUUAGGCCUACAAUGCCUAUAAAAGAUUAUCAUACACUGUAAAAAUCCUUAGGUUUUAUCA